Molecule: messenger RNA, 1868 nt
Organism: Cyprinodon tularosa
Lineage: Eukaryota; Metazoa; Chordata; Actinopteri; Cyprinodontiformes; Cyprinodontidae
Gene: apmap
Product: adipocyte plasma membrane associated protein
Exons: 9
Coding region: 85-1332 (415 amino acids)
Biological process (GO): biosynthetic process
Molecular function (GO): strictosidine synthase activity
Source: RefSeq, a predicted model, not a curated record
AAGAGGUUCUUCUUCUUCUUCUUCUAGGUGUCAACAGCCGCUGGUCCAGACCACUGACUGAAGCCGAACCGAGUCCAGCCCAACAUGAACGAGACCGCAGGAGUCCGCUUCCGGCGGCUGCACCGAGCUCACGUGAUCACAGAGGAACUUCCGGAGCGGAGACUCAAAGGGUCCAGCUCCUACAGUGGGAAGGUGUUCAAGGUGACCCUGCUGUCCCUGGGGGGCUUCCUGCUCCUUCCUCUGCUCGUCAUCAUCCUCAUCCUGGAGUCUCCCAUCCACCCUGAGGUCUUCAGUCUGAAGGAUCCGCCUCUGAUGAAGGGCUGCUGGGAGCCCAACCAGAAGCUGCGAGAGGCCCAGAGACUCUAUGAAGACCAGAUCCUUGGACCAGAAUCCAUCGCCAACAUCGGGGACGUCCUCUUCACUGGAACGGCGGACGGGAAAAUCCUGAAGCUGAUCGGACGGAGAGUCGUCACGGUGACUAGGCUCGGCAGGCUGCCAUGCGGCUCCAGAGAAGACGAGCCCACCUGUGGGAGGCCUCUGGGGAUCCGAGUCGGACCCAACGGGACUCUCUUUGUAGCCGACGCCUACCUGGGGCUGUUCGAGGUCAACCCCACCACAGGAGCUGCCACCCGGUUGGUGUCGGGGGGUCAGGUGGUCGCUGGCAGGAAGCUGUCCUUCAUCAACGACCUGACAGUGACCCAGGACGGGAAGAAGGUGUACUUCACCGACUCCAGCAGCAGGUGGCAGCGUAGAGACUACCUGCAACUCAUCAUGGAGGCCACGGCUGAUGGCCGGGUGUUGGAGUACGACGCAGAGACCAAAGAGCUGUCAGUCGUCAUGGAGAACCUCCGAUUUCCAAACGGCAUCCAGCUUCUGCCCAAUGAAGAGUCGGUUCUGGUUGCAGAGACCACCAUGGCCCGGAUCCGCAGGGUCCAUGUUGCUGGACUCAACAAAGGGGGAAUGGACACGUUUGUGGACAACCUGCCAGGCUUCCCAGACAACGUCCGUCCGAGCUCCACCGGAGGCUACUGGGUGACCAUGGCUGCCGUCAGACCCAACCCCGGCUUCUCCAUGCUGGACUUCCUGUCCCAGAGACCCUGGAUCAAGAAGUUUAUUUUCAAGCUCUUCAGUCAGGAUGUUCUGAUGAAGUUCGUUCCUCGGUACAGCCUGGUGGCGGAGCUCCAUGAUGGCGGCGUCUGCAGCCGCAGCUUCCAUGAUGCCGGCGGCCUGGUGGCGGCCUACGCCAGCGAGGCCCACGAGCAUGAUGGGAAGCUGUACGUGGGCUCCUUCCGCUCUCCCUACAUCGCCGUGUUGGACCUGCAGAAAGCUUAGGCUGGGAUCCGGACCAGAACCGACACCAACAGGGACGACUAGAAGAGACACAGACUCUGAGGUUCUGUUGAAGCCUUUGGACUGGUUCCCAGUAGCCUGAGGCCAGGCUGCACCAGCUGGUCCCGAUCAUACGGACCAAUCAGAGCAGGGGGUGGGGCCUCUGUUGUUAACAGUCCAAUAAAAGCAAAGAAAGCAGCUUCAGGGUCUGAUGUUUGGGGGGGAGGGUGGGGUGGGGGGUUCUGACCAGAAACGGAUGUAAACGGCCAGCCUGAUGGAGGCGCUGCUGAACCGGAGCGUCGCCCGCUCCUCCAUGGUGAACAACACAUGCUGGUUCCUACCUGAACCCGGGUCCCGGCGGCCCCCGUCCAGAACCGUAUCACCUAGAAGGCUGCAGCUUCUGUCUGCAAACAGAACUGACAGACUUUUCAUUACCAGUGGGUUCCUUUAAUGAGUCUCAGCGUUGCCAUGGUUACUGGGACAGAGUCCUAGCUAGUCUGGAAAAAUAGUUUCAUUAAUAAACAAUCCUCUGGACUUUG